This is a messenger RNA of Gordionus sp. m RMFG-2023, 930 nucleotides long. Its product is annotated as collagen alpha-1(X) chain-like. Bases 1 to 930 code for a protein of 309 amino acids. The transcript has 10 exons. The record is from RefSeq and is a predicted model, not a curated record. Gene Ontology annotation, molecular function: extracellular matrix structural constituent conferring tensile strength. NCBI's taxonomy places the organism in Eukaryota, Metazoa, Nematomorpha, Gordioida, Chordodea, Parachordodidae. Gene Ontology annotation, biological process: extracellular matrix organization.
AUGGUUAAAAUCUUAUCGGUAGAUGAAGUUGACAACGAUGCCUUGACGGAUGAAAAAAUACAACGUCAAUUGAAAAUAUAUCUAGAAUUAAAGAACCCGUUUUUGGACUCAAGAUACAUGAAGAAGGCUCAACAUAUUGAUGAAUUUAAUUUUAUUGACGUGAAUCCAACACCGUCCUAUUCUAGCCUCCAAGGGCCCAGAGGAAUGCCUGGUUCGCACGGCAAUCCAGGCAUGGCGGGUGAGAGGGGACCAGCUGGUGAUAGGGGUCUGCCUGGUUCGAUGGGUCCCCCUGGGAUGCCGGGCUUAGAAGGACAGCCAGGACCGACCGGAUCUCAGGGGUCACCUGGAGCAUCAGGAAAACCAGGAUUACCUGGACCUCCGGGAAUGGUGGCUAUUAUGGAAGACAUUGAAUUUCUGGUGUCACAAAUCAUACAAGAAAAAUUUGAAGAACUGGCAGCUCGAAUGAAAGGUCCGCCAGGAGCUCCUGGAGAAGGAAAACCCGGACCUAGAGGUGAAUCAGGAUAUCCGGGUUCUCCCGGCGAUGUAGGAGCGAUGGGUUGCCAGGGUGAAAGAGGUUAUACGGGAAUGCCAGGUGCACCGGGUGAGCCGGGACUGAUGGGGGAAAGAGGCGAAAAAGGGCCGAAGGGAGAUAGGGGAUUAACUGGCCGAGGCAUAGAUGGAAAUCCUGGAAUUACUGGAGAACCUGGACCACCAGGCCCCCCAGGAGAUUCGAUAAUAGGACCGAGAGGCCAGCCAGGUAGCCCUGGUCUACAAGGGCCUCGGGGUCCACCAGGACAGGUUGGACCUCAAGGACAAACUAUGGAUUACUAUACGGAACAUCAGAGGAUGAGACUCAUGCAGCAGCAACAACAAUCUAUUAAUAACGAUGGGAGCAAAGGACCAACCUAUAAUCAUAUUUUACCCUAUUAA